Messenger RNA from Orbicella faveolata, 1935 nucleotides. RefSeq names its product melanocyte-stimulating hormone receptor-like. Gene Ontology annotation, cellular component: membrane. Lineage: Eukaryota; Metazoa; Cnidaria; Anthozoa; Scleractinia; Merulinidae. Gene Ontology annotation, molecular function: G protein-coupled receptor activity. The record is from RefSeq and is a predicted model, not a curated record. Gene Ontology annotation, biological process: G protein-coupled receptor signaling pathway.
UUACCAAUUCUAAUCAGGGUAAGGUUGCUGAGGAAACUAUUACUACCUGUUGCCGAAAAUAUUUUCAUCGCCAUAAAAGGAAAAUGGAAGAUAUUACCAAUGGAAAUAUCGCCAGCAAAUAUUUAUUCAUACAACUGUGAGAUAUUUACUGAAGGAGGGCCCUACUCAGAUCAGUCAUAACAUCUUUACUACCUCAGUCUGCUCCGAAAACAUUCGUAAUUUACAUUUUUUGGGGGGGCCCAGUGUCGCCAUUUUGUAUCAAAAGAGGUUGAAGGUAGUCAUAAUGAAUUACAGCAACAAAGAGAAAGAAGAAUUCCACAUCCAAGAUAACAGUUCACGUGAAGCCUUUGUCAUCAUGAACUUUAUUUUGAACGCCCCACUCAUGCUCAUAUCCAUUCUGGGCAACGCUUUGGUAUUGGCCGCCAUACUCAGGACCUCUGCCAUUCGCUCCACUACCAUAAUUAUGCUUUGCAGUCUCGCUGUCUCAGACCUUCUCGUUGGCCUUGUCGCUCAACCGUGUUAUCUCGCAGAUUUACUUACGACAGGAAAUCUUACAGCGAGUCUGUCGGUAAUGGUCGGGUUCUCUGUGUGUGGAGUAACUCUUUGGACCACAACGGCCAUCAGUGUGGAUCGAUUUUUGGCUCUUCACUAUCACAUGAGAUAUCCUGUGCUAGUGACGAAAUCCCGCGUCAAACACACCGUACUGGCCAUAUGGUUAAUCAACGUUCCCUUGUCAGGGCUUUAUCUUUGGAAAGAGCGAGAAUAUAAACUUACCUUGGGCAUUAUAACAGUGAUAUGUCUUACAGUUUCCACAUUUUCUUACAUUCUAAUUUAUCGAGUUGUUCGUCGACAUAAGCUACAGAUGUAUACUCAACAGCAAGUAGUGCAAAGUGAGGCCAUGACAACCGCUGCAGGAAAUAGAAGGGUACACUUCUUACGAAUGAAAAAAAGUGCCAUGAACACGUUCGUAUUUUACAUCUUUUUGAUUUUAUGUUAUCUUCCGAUGUACAUUUUAUUAACUCUUCAUGGACUCUCCUACAUCGACUGGACAAUACAGUGGAGUUUUAUUCCCAUUCUUGUAUUUAUGAACUCAGCCAUUAAUCCUUUUUUGUACUGCUGGCGUCUCCGAGAGCUUCGAGCGGCAGUUGGAAGGACCGCAAGGCAGAUGACAUGUAAACAAGCAGACGAAAGUUAACUAAAAACGGUGUCAUUCUCAAUAAGAAAACGCGUUAAUAAUAAUAAUAACAAUCAUAUUAAUAUAAUAUGGUUAGGCGUAGUUCCAAAAUAAAAAAAAACAUAUUAAACCAAAUAAUCCUUGAAUCUGAAUUUUGACCACCCAGUCUAAUUAUUUUCACUAUUGAGGCGAUGCUACAUUAGCUAUAUUAAAAAACAAUUAAUAAUUGAUUGAUGCCGUCGCGAGCAUCCUCCAGCUAAGAUGUUUCAAGUUUGGAAGGCGCGAAAUAAGCCGAAGAGUUUCGUCGAGGCGCAGCUGAGAGAAAAACUUUCUUAUGAUGGUGAUCUUCUUUUUUGCUCAGUUUUAUUUGGUUCAACAGGAAAAUCGAUAUUUUGCUAUAGUGAACAAUGUAUGUCAAUGGCAAAUGCAUUUUACUCCAGAAACUAGUUUCAUCACAUACACAGGCAAUUACUAAAGACCUCAGGCUAAUGUCCAUUCUUGGUUAAAUAAGAACGUCUUAGUGUUGUAGGUAUACAUGUGUUAAGUGGCCAUGAAUUGAAUUCUUGAAUGAUUAUUUCACACCUUGCCGCUGAAUUUAUUAAUUAUCCAGCCACUUGACACUGUACUGUUGACUCAGGCAACGCUCUCGUCAAUUCAUAUCUGAAUAUUAAAUAUAAAACGUUUGGCGGUCAUUUUGAUGUUCCCAAGCAAUAUGAGGUUUUUGCAUAAGAAAAGAACUCAGGAGAGAAAUUAUAUUACUU